GUACCUUAAAAUUCAAUCCAAUCUAAUGCUAAAGCUUCACCAUAUUUGCUUGGAGACCACUUGAUUGCUCUUUCUCUCUUCCCUCUCUCUCUUUAUAUAUAUAAACAAUGACUUCAAUUCUAAGUAUAAUUCUCUCGAAACCCUCUUGAAUCAUUAAAAAACUUCGAUAAUUCUAUUUAAUGUCCCAGUAAUUGAGCCAUCAAGCUCAGUACUGUCAAUCUGUCACCGUUAAGCGUUAACCAGUAGUCAAUAUCUCAGUGUCUGCAAAUAACAGAAUCCAAAUGGGGCGCCAUUCUUGCACUGAAAAGGAGAAGCUCAGAAAAGGGUUAUGGUCACCUGAUGAAGAUGAAAAGUUGUACAAUUUCAUCACUAGAUUUGGUGUUGGCUGCUGGAGUUCUGUGCCUAAAUUAGCAGGUUUACAGAGGUGUGGUAAGAGUUGCAGAUUAAGAUGGAUUAAUUAUUUGAGGCCUGAUCUUAAGAGAGGAAUGUUUUCACAAGAAGAAGAGGAUAUGAUCAUUAGUCUCCAUGAAACACUUGGCAACAGGUGGGCUCAAAUUUCAGCACACUUGCCGGGAAGAACAGACAAUGAGAUAAAGAACUUUUGGAAUUCAUCUCUGAAGAAGAAGCUGGUAAAGCAAGGCAUUGAUCCUAAUACUCAUAAACCGUUACCUGAAUCCCGAGAUCUGAUUCUACAGCCAAACGGGCUUCCAAAUUUGGCAAAUUCAGAUGAAAUAGGACAAGAAUUUUGUCCAAACAACGUAAUUUGCUAUAACAGUGAACAAAAAGAAUAUGAUCCUCUGUUCUUGUCUGAGUUUCAAGAAAGUUCUGAUCCUAUUGGAUACCAUUCAAAUUUUGUAACUGAUCAUGAUCAUCAGAAUAAUCAGAUUGCGGGAAAUCCUAAUUCGAAUUCUAAUUAUGGGUUCAACUCAAUGCCAGAUUUAGCGAAUUUCAAUCCUGGGAAUUUCAUGGAUGCACAUCUUUCUGAUAGUUCAACUUCAAGAAUAUGUUCUUAUCUGAGUUCAAGUCAUAGUUCAAAUGUGAACAGCCAUACCGCGAUUCAGGCGAACAAUAUGAUGACAAGUCCUGAAACAUCUUUGUGGGAUUUCGACAAGAAAUUCGGUUCAAUGUUUCAAUUCCAGCUAAAAGAUGAAGAGAAUUCAAGUUCAUGGCAAGAAGGCACAAGCAGCUAUAUAUUCAAGAAUUCAAAAGAUUUCAGUAACUAGCCAUUGACAGCAAUAUCCCAAGAAUUGAUUCACAUAAUUUAAACCUAGAUGUUUUCAACGGAAGUAAACUGUAAAUUAUUUUUUUACGCUCCACAAAUACAUACAAAUACACAGUGAUUUCAGUUAAAAAUCAUGGUUCUUGUUUAUUUUUGUUAUACAAGAUGAUAUUGCAUUUUGCUGAUUGUGUUGUUCUGAGAGUUUGAAAAAAAUAAUGUUUGUAUACACUUUUGAAAGAGUGAAAUGGUUUAAUUUAUGGCCGAAA
This is a messenger RNA of Olea europaea var. sylvestris, 1485 nucleotides long. RefSeq names its product transcription factor MYB61-like. Gene Ontology annotation, biological process: regulation of stomatal movement. Lineage: Eukaryota; Viridiplantae; Streptophyta; Magnoliopsida; Lamiales; Oleaceae. The transcript is spliced from 3 exons. The coding region runs from base 282 to 1223 and encodes 313 amino acids. The record is from RefSeq and is a predicted model, not a curated record.